GUUUGUACCUUGUAAAUACUGUUAUUUGUAUAUACUGUAAAUGAUGACAUCGGUGGGCACCAGUCGAGCCCGAGGCAACUGGGAUCAGACACAGACACAGAAUCAGACACAGCAGAAACAGCGGCCACAGGCCACAGCAGAGCAGAUACGAAUUGCACAGAUGAUUUCAGACCACAAUGAUGCUGACUUUGAAGAGAAAGUAAAGCAGCUGAUUGACAUCACAGGCAAAAACCAGGAUGAGUGCAUGAUCGCUUUGCACGAUUGCAAUGGUGACGUCAACAGGGCUAUCAAUGUUCUCCUGGAAGGAAACCCAGACACGGAUUCUUGGGAAAUGGUGGGGAAGAAGAAGAGCUUGGCGGGACAGAAGGAAGCUGGUCAGGCAGAAGGAAACGAAGAGGGCAAAGAGAUUCGCGACCGAGACCGGGAGUUCAGCCGAAGGCGCGUGGGUGGAAGCAGGAGAGGAAGGGGUGCGAGCCGGGGCAGGGAGUUUCGGGGCCAGGAGAAUGGGCUGGACGGAGCAAAGAGCAGUGGGACCUUUGGCAGGACCUCUGAGAGAGGAAGGCGAGGACGGGGCAGAGGCAGAGGUUUGGGCCGAAGAGGAGGAAGGUUUUCUGCCCAGGGAAUGGGGACGUUUAACCCUGCCGAUUACACUGAUCCCGCCAACACGGACGAGUACUACGGGAAUGCCAAUCCAACGUGGAACAGCACCGCCAGCUUCGAGCCGGACGACGGAACAAGUGCUUGGCGGACUGCGACGGAGGAGUGGGGUACAGAUGACUGGAGUGAAGAUCUGUCAGAGACAAAGAUUUUCACCGCUUCCAACGUUGGACCCCUGCCUUCUGCCAACGAGACUGUGACAAUCACAGCGGGUCAGAGGAUCGACCUGGCGGUGUUGCUGGGCAAGCAGCCUUCCUCGUCGGAGAAUGAGCCAGCUCCCUUGGACAGCUCUGCCUCGCCAACGCUCUCCCAGCCUCUGGUGUUCAACAACUCGAAGCAGCACCCCGUGCCUCAGCCGUCUCCCCCCACCACCUUCCCUCAGCAUAACAUGGUCAGCAUGCUGAGUAAGAACUUCGGCGAUGUCGGGGAGCCCAAGGGCGGCAGCAGUGCCGGCUCUCAGCUCCUGGAGCAGCUGAAGACCGCCCAGGCCCUGGCGCAGUUGGCAGCCCAGCACACGCAGCCCACCAGUAACGCCACCUCCUCCUGGGACAUGGGGCCCACGUCUCAGCCCUCGGUGCUUGGCCACUUUGAGUUGAAAAGCCAAACUGAAUCUUCAGUUCACGGUCCCUUCGGACAACGCCAGUCCUACUCCAACUCCAGCAUGAUGGAAGUCUUCAUCCCCACCAAACAGCCAACGGCACCUUCAAACUCACCUCUGCCAAACAAAUCCGGCGCCACGCAGGUGUCCCCCGGCUCCUCAGAGAACCAGUCCUCCAGUCCCCAGCCUGCACAGCAGAAGCUGAAGCCACAGAAGAAGAAAGCUUCAAUUUCUUCCAAGAUCCCAUCUUCUGCCGUAGAGAUGCCCGCUUCAGCUGAUAUAGCAGGGUUAAACCUGCAGUUUGGGGCUUUGCAGUUUGGUUCCGAGCCCAUGUUAUCAGAGUAUGAGUCGACCCCAACGACCAGUGUGCCCGUGAGCCAACCCCAGAGCAGCCUCUACACCAGUGCUGUAAGUGAGUCCUCUCCAACGAUCGCCUCCAAUCCAAGCCCGGAUUCUGGCUACCAGCCCAACACGAUCACGACCUCGGCAUUCACGGCCCAGAGCAGCGCACCGGGGACGCAGUACGAGCAGAGUUCCGCGCAGCGGGCACCGUACUCCAACUCCCUAUCCUCCUCUCCUCAGAAAGACCUGACGCAAGCCAAGAACGGCUUCAGCACGAUACAGACAUCGCAGUCUAUUGAAGCUGCAGCUGGUUCUGCAGUGAAGUCCGACUCGUCCGCAGUCCCCAGUAUGGCUUCACUCUCGAAUGCAGUAUCUGCAUCGUCGCUACUAACAUCGAACAGCCAGCACCCCGCAGCGCUGGCCAGCCUUAGCCACAAUGAGGAGCUCCCAAGCACUACCAACGCACAGCAAAGCAGUACUCCAUCUACUCAACAGAGCAGCAACCUCUCCUCUUCCUCAGCACGCACUUCAACAUCCACCCACUUGCACACAAGUGUGGAAAGUGAAGCCAAUCUUCACCCGCCCCCCAGCACUUUCGCUACAGCAGCCAGCACGGUGUCGGUGGCCCCCUCGUCGAGCGUUUCCAACACCCUCGGAGGUGGCAGCAGCCUGGGGCUGAGUUUGGUCAGUAACUCCACUGUGACGGUGUCCUCCCGCAGUUCCGUGGCAACCACGUCAGGAAAGGCUCCUCCGAAUCUUCCUCCAGGAGUUCCACCCUUGCUACCUAACCCGUACAUCAUGGCACCUGGCCUCCUGCCUGCCUAUCAGCCUCAGGUGUAUGGCUACGACGACUUGCAAAUGUUACAGACAAGAUUUCCCUUGGAUUACUAUGGAAUUCCAUUUGCCACUCCUACCACCCCAAUCACAGGAAGGGAAGCGAGUUUGACGAAUAACCCAUACUCUGGCGACCUCACCAAGUUUGGACGAGGGGAUGCUUCAUCUCCAGCCCCGGCCACCACCCUGGCACAGCCUCAGCAGAACCAAACGCAGACCCACCACACCACCCAGCAGACGUUCCUCAACCCGGCCUUGCCUCCUGGCUAUAGCUACACCAGUCUGCCGUACUACGCCGGGAUGCCCGGACUCCCCAACACCUUCCAGUACGGCCCAGCCAUGUUCGCUGUCCCCCCCACCUCGUCCAAGCAACACGGCGUCAAUGUGAACGUGAACGCAACGGCAACCGCCUUCCAGCAGGCGAGUGGUUACGGGACACACGGAUACAGCACUACUGGUGUAUCAGUAACCUCAAGCAACACGGGUGUUCCAGACAUCUCAGGAUCUGUGUACAGCAAAACCCAGCAGUCUUUCGAGAAGCAGGGCUUUCAUGCCGGGACCCCAGCAGCCUCGUUUAACUUGCCCUCGGCCCUGGGGAGCGGGGGCCCAGUGAACCCAGCCACCGCUGCCGGCUACCCUCCUCCGUUCAUGCACAUCCUGACGCCACACCAGCAGCAGAUGCACUCGCAGAUCCUGCAUCUCCAACAAGACGGCCAGAGCGGCACGGGGCAACGUACUCAGGCCAGCAGCAUCCAGCAGAAAUCCCAGGCAAACAAAUCGGCCUACAACAGCUCGGGCUACUGGGGGUCCCAACUGAGCAGAGCAGAGGACUCCCCCCCCACCCCCCCCACCGCGGGCACCGUCCGCUACACAUAUCCAGCUUUGGAGGAAAAAAACCCUGAAAAGAAAGAGAGAGAAAACGGGAAAAAAAAAUGGAAUUCCCCGGAUAGAAGUGGUGACAGCUCACCCGACACCACGUCCGGCCACACUUAAACCAAAACAGCAAGUUAAAUUAGCAAAGUUUUAAACCAGAAAAAAAAAGCUCUGCGUUGUGUCUGUGAUGCCACCUUUACUGUUGUAUGUAAUAUAGAAUUUGUAAUUCCUCCUCCUUUCUGCGUUAAGAUUACGAGAUGCUUGUUUGUUUUACCUCUGCGCCCCUCGUUCCCGAUGAAGGAGCUUCACUACCCUAGUGCAAAUUUUUUUUAUUUACUUCCCAGACACCUCCCACGCCCUCGUCUUUUCUCCCUCAAACCCAU
Messenger RNA from Pristis pectinata (smalltooth sawfish), 3687 nucleotides. RefSeq names its product ubiquitin associated protein 2-like (gene ubap2l). Gene Ontology annotation, molecular function: protein binding. Gene Ontology annotation, cellular component: nucleus; cytoplasm. Lineage: Eukaryota; Metazoa; Chordata; Chondrichthyes; Rhinopristiformes; Pristidae. The record is from RefSeq and is a predicted model, not a curated record.